CACCUCACGGAAUAGUUGAACAGGUACUAGGUUGUGAUCCGUGGCCUCAGAUGUAUGAAUGUCCAUGUCCAGAAAACGGUGAUGAUGGCACACGAAAUCCGUAGGAACCACAUAGCCUCUUUGAAGCAUUGUAAGCCUUGCAAGCCGGACCGCCGACUGACACGGUAAUAGUGCGAUGUAUGAAACGGUGUCGCAAUGAACAAUACGCAUAGUCCUACGGUUUUCGACUGUUUGCCGCCUUGUACAAUGCACGAACCCCAUCUGAGUCUGAGCUUAUAGUCCCUUGGCGUAAGGCAAGAUUUUUCGGCAUCGGGCACCCACUUUGUCCUUCCUAUAAGAUGUCGACCUAUCUCCCGGCAUCUACCCCGACCUCCACUUCCACCUUGUCUGGGAUUGUGCGCUGCGUGGAUGCCUUCGGCAUUUCCGCAGAGACAACAGAACCACUCUCUGGUGCCCUUUUCUCCGUUGAGGGGAGUACCUCUUCCAUGAAAGCAGCUAUCAUAGCCGCGGUUAUUGGCGCAGGGACCUCUGCUCUCCUUGUCGUACUAUUGGUACUCGUGGUGGUCUUGCUGCGACGAACGAAGGCAAAGAAGGUCGCACUCGGUAAGCAGAACGACAUAUCAUACGCGUAUCUCUCUGAUAAUUCGUUAGAUGUGGAGAAGGGCGCGACACAAGACGAUAAGGAUGACAGCGUCAUAGACAUAUCUGCGCACUCAUCUCCCGUCGAGCCCGAGGAAAGCGGCACCCGCUGGCUCCACGCUCUUCCAAGUCCACGCACCUCCGUUCGCCACUCCCAACCACCGCCCUACCGGUCGCGACAAGGCUCUGCGGCCACAACGAACGGACACACCACCGUCACACCGUCCCCUCUCACGCACACGGACGUGCCGCCCGCCGAACUCACGCGCCGUCCGUCCCAAAUGGGUAUUGACGUACGGUUCCACCGGCCCUUCAAUGUCCGCUCACAUGUACCUCCCUCAAAGGUCUCUCUGUCGCCUCUGGAGGUCGCGGUCACGCCGGAGCCAGCGGACCGUCUGCCAGACGACACCCCCGACCCGCGCUCGCCGCUCGACCCCUCGCUCCUCGACCCCUCGCUCGAAUUCACAGAGCUCUGGCUUGGGUACGAGCAGGAUAUCGCGGACCACAGCAGAGGGCACAGAAGCUAUUCGUCGACCGCAGUCACGUCGUAUUUUUCGCAUUGAGUGCGGCACCUGACGGAAGGGCCCGCUGGUUCGGCGUCCUCACGCUGCUUGCCCCGCCGCGCACUGGCUGUCCUGUCUCCAGACAGUGCGUCCAUCCACGCAUAUACCCUGGGCUGCUCGCGCCAUGCGCAAUGGACUGUUAUGCCGAAACGUCAAGCACGUGCAGCCUACGAUCAGUUCUAGAGGAACUUUGGCGGUAGGACACGAUUUACUAUGGUGCCAUGGCGGCUAGAUUAGUCAACGUGUAAGAAUGCGUCGAGCAACAGAGAUGUGUGCUACUUGAUUUCGGGAACUUGCCUGCG
Phanerochaete carnosa HHB-10118-sp is the source of this 1504-nucleotide messenger RNA. RefSeq lists its product as uncharacterized. Bases 339 to 1202 code for a protein of 287 amino acids. Lineage: Eukaryota; Fungi; Basidiomycota; Agaricomycetes; Polyporales; Phanerochaetaceae. The transcript has a single exon. The record is from RefSeq and is a predicted model, not a curated record.